Trichoderma asperellum CBS 433.97 is the source of this 524-nucleotide messenger RNA. Lineage: Eukaryota; Fungi; Ascomycota; Sordariomycetes; Hypocreales; Hypocreaceae. The record is from the annotation of a RefSeq genome assembly.
AUAAUUGGCAUUAUUCGUUAUCUCCCUACCUUUACGAAUCAUGUCGUGUGCAUAGGCUGAUCACCUUUGAAUUUCUCUGCAGCCGAGCUUAUCCUAAUUUUGCUUCUCUCUUUCGCAUCCUCUUCAUUUGCUUAUUUACUCGACGGGGUUCCAAGCUGAACCGUUUGGAACUUACCUUGAAAUUUUUCAUGAGACCGACCCAUUCAUCUUCAGGAGUGCAGCCUAAUACAAGCGCCUGUGCUGUAGUGAUAUCCGCCCUGCGUGUUUCUUCUUUGCUCUAGUUUUACCUACCGCAGAACCCAGCACCUGAGCGAAACUCCUGCAGGAGGCUUGCUCUUUAGGCAGUUGAAGCAUUCUCUCUGCCAGCCAAUUGCCACGACUCAACUGUGCCGCCACAUUUCUAAUACUGGCGGUCGAGAUAUCACAAGCCAUCUGUGACCGCUGUGGCUUUGCAUUCACUGCCUGCAAACCUCCACGUUACGUAGUGGACAAGUACUAUACCUGACAAAGUUGCCAAAGCUCUG